Molecule: messenger RNA, 951 nt
Organism: Diatraea saccharalis (sugarcane borer)
Lineage: Eukaryota; Metazoa; Arthropoda; Insecta; Lepidoptera; Crambidae
Source: the annotation of a GenBank genome assembly
AUGGAGAAAAUCAAUCGAAUAUGUUAUAUAUUUCUACUUGCGUAUUUACACCGUUCAGAAAGUUCGGCAACGCAAGAUAAACGGGAAAUAGCAUCAGGACAAAUACCGGUUCAUCACACAUACUCAGAGUUCCACAGAGGCGUUCCUAUACCUGUUCCUCAGCCAAUACCGUUUAGUGUUCCACGACCUGUGCCGUACACCGUACCGGUAGGCGUACCGGUAAUCCGCCCGCGACCUGUAUUAGUACCGGUACCUCAUCCUGUAGCGCAUAUUAUACCGCGUCCAAUAGCUGUGCCAAUUGAUAGGCCGUUUCCUUACCCAGUCGCUCAUCCCGUACCGGUUACUAUAACACAAGGCGUAGGAAUACCUGUCCCGCAACCGUACCACAUAUCAGUCCCAGCACCUGUGCCAGUGAGUGUGCCGCAUCCAGUGCCAGUAGCCACGGGACCUGUAGCUGCCAGUUUUGCUCUAUCCGGGCCAAUUUCCGGAUCGGUUAUAUCCGAACCGGUUUCCCCAGCAAUAGUCGGCACGGACACAGUAGUGACGUCAGCAGCAGAGUCUGCGCCGAUCGUACAAAGCCAGUCCAGCUACGGACAAACCGUGAUAGAAUCACAUGGUCAUAAUAUCGAACAUCCUUAUUAAUACUAAGAUUAUAUCGACGCUGGAAAGCAAACACGUAGUAACCUGCAAAACCAAAAGUGUUCUUCAGAGCACAAAAUCUUUUAUUUCUUUUCGAUAAAUAAUUCUUAUAACCGCCAAUGGUAAUAAAUAAGGUGUUCCUUAGUCAAUUUAUACGGAAAUAAGAUUUUAGUUUUUUAGAAAAAUGUAAAGAUUUUCCACUCCAAAUGUCCAUUUUGGUUUUGCAGGUUACUACGUGUUUGCUUUCCAGCGUCGAAUUGACAUCUUGUUUAAAAAAACAUAUACAAGUAUAAAGGCCCCACCAUAUUAUAA